AGAAGUCACCCAAGCCCGACGGCGGAAAGUCGAGGGAAGGAGCAGAGGCCCCGCGGGGGUGACUGUGCCACUGGCGGCGAGUCCCCGGUAAAAGCCCAGGCCAGGCCUCUGCGUUUAUGGGCAGAACGCGACGGUUGGCUCGAGCCCCGCACUGCGUGGAAUUCUGAGUGCUUCGGUUAUAAUUGACCCCGCAACGCUCGAGGACGUUCGGGGGCGAGAAGUGGAUGGUUGAUGGUCGCGGUUUUCGGAGCGGGUCCAAUGGCUCACUGAAGUUGCAGCGAUGUCGUCCUGGUUAGGAGGCCUGGGCUCCGGCUUGGGCCAGUCCUUGGGUCAGGUGGGGGGCAGCUUGGCUUCUCUCACCGACCAGAUCUCCAGCUUCACCAGGGACAUGCUUCUGGAUGAUUUAGAAAACGCAGAAGCAGGUUUACCUAAUUGUCAGAGAAAGGAAGUUGAAGGUACUGAAUCUACACUAAGAUCCGAGAAUGAAAGACUUAAAAAGUAUUGUACUGAUCUGGAAGAAAAGCAUGAAGCAUCAGAGCUUCAAAUAAAGCAUCAGUCUGCAAGUUACCGAAAUCAACUGCAGCAGAAAGAGGUAGAAAUCAGCCACCUUAAAGCAAGACAGAUUGCACUACAAGAUCAAUUGUUGAAACUACAGUCAGCUGCUCAAUCGGUACAGUCAGGAGCUGGUGGUAUACCAACAACCACUGCACCGUCUUCAUUUGUUUACGGAAUGAGUAGUCAUUUUUCAGCCUUUCGUGAUGAUGACAUGGACUUUAGUGACAUAAUUUCAUCACAACAAGAAAUAAACAGAUUGUCAAUUGAAGUUUCAAGACUUGAAUCUGAAGUUGGCCAUUGGAGGCAUAUUGCUGAGGUAGGUAAAAUGUGGGGAACACAUAAUUCUGAUCAAAAUGAAAUCUGCAAACUACACAAUACUAUCAAGGUACUUGAACAAAACCGAAGUCGAGACAUAGAUGAACAUCAACAUGAAAUGUCAGUUUUGCAGAAUGCACAUCAACAGAAACUGGCAGAGAUAAGUCGCCGGCAUCGAGAAGAGUUACGUGACUAUGAAGAACGAAUUGAAGAACUUGAAAAUCAGUUACAACAAGGUGACUCAGGAGUUAUAGUAACUGAUGAGCCUAAAAUCUGUGAGAUGCAGAAGACUAUUCAGGUUCUACAAACUGAAAAAGUAGAAUCUAAAAGAAAGAUUGAAGAACUUGAGGAAAAAAUCAAAGACAUAAAUAAAAAAUUAUCUUCUGCAGAAAAUGACAGAGAUACCUUGAAAAGAGAACAGGAACAACUCAGUGUGGAAAAGCGACAAAUGAUUGAACAGUGUGAAAACUUGAAACUGGAAUGUAGUAAAUUGCAGCCUUCUGGGAUGGAGCAGAGUGCUACUGUGGCAGAAAAGGGAAAAAUUCUUCCACAGAGUUCAACAGUGGAAGAAGUGCUCAGGCUGCAACAAGCCCUGUCUGAUGCUGAAAAUGAAAUAAUGAGGCUAAAUGGUUUAAACCAGGAUAACAGUCUUGCUGAAGACAAUCUGAAACUUAAAAUGCAUGUUGAAGCUUUAGAAAAAGAGAAGUCAUCACUGAGUCAAGAAAAGGAGGAACUUCAGAUAUCACUGUCAAAAUUGAGCUGUGAAUAUGAAGUAAUUAAAAAUACAGCUUCAACAGACAUGAAUUUGAAUGUACAAUUACAUGACUUAAAACUUAACUUGAAGGCAAAGGAGGAAGAACUGAAUCAGAGUAUCAAUGAAAAGAAAAUGCUGAUAGCUGAGUUAGAAGAACUGGACAAUCAAAACCAGGAAGCUACAAAGCACGUGAUUUUGAUAAAAGAUGAGCUAUCAAAACAACAAAAUGAAGGAGACCUUGUAAUCAAGAAAUUGAAACAAGAUCUAGAUGAUGAAAAAAAGAGAGUUCAUCAACUUGAGGAUGAUAAAAUGAACAUAUCCAAAGAGUUGGAAGUGCAGAACGAAAAGUUAACUCGGAGUGAACAGAGCCUCAGUGAUUUGAACUUAACCAAACAGAAGCUUGAAGAUAAAGUAGAAGAUUUAGUAGAUCAGCUAAAAAAAUCACAAAAAAAUAGUUUAAACAUCCAGCAAGAAAACCUUGAGCUUAAGGAACACAUUAGACAAAUUGAAGACGAGCUGUCUAAAUUCAGAAUUUCUCUGAAUGAAGACUCUAAUUUUAAGGAUGACUUGCUUAAAGAACGGGAAGCUGAAGUUAGCAACUUAAGGCAAAAUCUUUCAGAAGUAGAACAGCUCAAUGAAAAUUUAAAGAAAGUUGCUUUUGAUCUCAAAACGGAAAAUGAAAAGUUGAUCUUAGCAUGUGAAGAGGUAAGACAUAAGUUGGAAGAAUCUAUUGCUGGUAACAAUCAAAUUUCUCAAGAAAAAGACACUAUUAUUGAGACUCUAAAAAGAGACAAAGAACAGAUAGAAGCCCAACUGCACCAGGCAGAAAAAAGACUGUUGGAAGAAGAAAACAAUUACAGGCAGACUAUUCGGGAACUCUCAAAUGCACGUAAUUUGAAUACCUCUGCCUUACAGCUGGAAAAUGAACGUGUAGUUCAACUCAAUCAAGAGAAGGACUUUGAAAUAGCAGGACUCAAAAAGAAUAUUGAGCAAAUGACUGCUGAUCAAAAAGAAACUAAGGAAAUUUUGGCAUCUCAUUUAGAAGAACAGAAGCAAUUGAUACAACUUAUAAAUGAGAAAGAAGUUUUUAUUGAAAAACUCAAAGAAAAAAGUUCAGAACUACAAAAGGAUUUAGAUGAGUGUUCUCAGGCCUUAAGAGAAAACGAAACUUUAAGGCAAACCAUAGAAGAAAAGGACAGAAUUCUUGGAUCCAUGAAAGAAGAGAACAAUCAUUUGCAAGAAGAAUUGGAAAGACUUAGGGAACAGCAGAAUCGAGCUGUACCUGUGGCUGAGCCUAAAACCCUUGAUGGUAUCACAGAACUAGAAUCGGAGGUAUCUCAACUGAAUGUAAUAAAAAAUCAUCUGGAAGAUGAAAUUAAACACCAUCAAAAGAUAAUUGAAGAUCAAAACAAGAGUAAAAUGCAACUACUUCAGUCUAUACAGGAGCAGAAGAAGGAAAUGGAUGAAUUCAGAUACCAAUAUGAGCAGAUGAAUGCUGCGCAUACCCAGUUAUUUUUAGAAAAGGAUGAGGAAAUUAAGAAUUUGCAGAAAACUAUUGAACAAAUAAAAGCCCAGUUGCCUGGAGAAAGAUGCGAUACUCAAACAGAGAAUUCUGAUAUUUUUCAAGAAACAAAAGUUAAAAGCCUUAAUAUAGAAAAUGAAAGUGAAAAACAUGACCUAUCGAAAUCUGAAACUGAAAAGUUAGUGAAAGGAAUCAAAGAACGAGAACUUGAGAUUAAACUUCUAAAUGAAAAGAAUAUAUCUUUAACCAAACAGAUUGAUCAGCUGUCCAAAGAUGAAGUUGGUAAACUCACUCAAAUUAUCCAGCAGAAAGAUGUGGAGAUACAAGCUCUUCAGGCUAAAAUUUCUUCAGUUCACUCCCAGGAUGUUGUUUACCUUCAGCAGCAACUGCAGACCUUCACUGUGGAAAGAGAACAAGUAUUUGCUGUUUUGAAUGAGAAGACAAAAGAAAAUAGUCAGUUGAAAACAGAACAUCACAAAAUGAUGGACAUAGUAGCUGCCAAAGAAGCAGCCCUCAUCCAACUUCAAGAAGAAAAUAAAAAAUUGUCCACCAAAUUUGAAAGUAGCGGUCAAGAUAUGUUUAGAGAAACUCUGCAGAAUUUAUCUCGUAUCAUUAGAGAAAAAGACAUUGAAAUAGAUGCAUUAAGUCAGAAAUGUCAGACUUUAUUGGAAGUUUUACAAACUUCUGGCACUGAUAAUGAAGUUGGAGGUGUUAAUAGUAAUCAGUUUGAGGAGCUCCUACAGGAACGCAAUACAUUAAAACAGCAAGUUAAAAAAAUGGAAGAAUGGAAACAACAGGUAAUGACAACAGUCCAAAAUAUGCAUCAUGAGUCAGCCCAACUUCAAGAGGAACUUCUACAACUUCAAGCCCAAGUUUUGGUUGACAGUGAUAAUAGUUCUAAAUUAGAAGUAGACUACACUGGUCUCAUCCAAAGUUAUGAGCUGAAUGAAACCAAACUCAAAAAUUUUGGGCAGGAAUUAGCCCAAGUUCAACAUUGCAUAGGGCAGCUUUGUAAUACCAAAGACCUUCUUUUAGGAAAACUUGAUAUUAUUUCACCCCAGCUCUUGUCUGCUUCAUCACUUACCUCCCAGUCAGCAGAGGUAGAAGAACUGAGAAAAUCACUGCAAGAAAAAGACGCCACAAUCAAGACACUACAGGAAAAUAACCACAGGUUGUCUGAUUCAAUUGCUGCUUCUUCAGGGAUUGAAAAGAAAGAACAUGAACAAACAGAUUCAGAAAUUAAACAGCUAAAAGAAAAGCAAGACAUUUUGCAAAAUUUACUUAAAGAAAAAGACCUCUUAAUCAAAGCCAAAAGUGAUCAGUUACUUUCUUCAAAUGAAGAUUUUACUAACAAGGUGAAUGAAAAUGAAUUAUUGAGGCAAGCCGUAACAAACCUAAAGGAGAGAAUGUUAAUUUUAGAAAUGGACAUUUCUAAACUAAAAGGGGAAAAUGAAAAAAUAAUAGAAACAUCCAAAGAAAAGGAAACGGAGUAUCAAGCAUUACAAGAGACAAACUUGAAGUUCUCUGUGAUGCUGCGAGAAAAAGAGUUUGAAUGUCAGUCGAUGAAGGAGAAAGCUCUUGCCUUUGAGCAAUUGUUACAAGAAAAAGAGCAGGGAAAAGCUGGGGAGUUAAAUCAGCUUUUAAAUGCAGUUGAAUCAAUGCAGGAGAAGACAAUUAUGUUUCAGCAAGAACGAGACCAAGUCAUCGUAGCCUUAAAGCAGAAACAGAUGGAAAACAGUACCCUACAGCAUGAGGUUCAACACUUACGUGACAAAGAACUACGCUUAAACCAGGAGCUAGAAAGGCUACGCAGCCAUCUUUUAGAAUCAGAAGAUUCUUACACCCGGGAAAUUGUGGCUGCAGAAAACAAAGAGAUUCAACUGAGAAAGAAAGUCACACUAUUGGAGGAAAAGCUAGUUUCAUCUUCUAACGCAAGUCAUCAAGCCAGUGUGCAGAUAGAGUCGCUGCAGGAGCAGUUGAGUAUGGUGUCUAAGCAGAGGGAUGAGAACGCACUGCAGUUUUCGCUCUCCCAGGAACAAGUAAAACAGUAUGCCCUGUCAUUAACCAAUCUGCAAAUGGUUCUAGAGCAUUUCCAACAAGAAGAAAAAGCUAUGUAUUCUGCCGAAUUAGAAAAAGCAAAACAGUCUAUAGCUGAAUGGAAGGAAAAGGCAGAAAAAUUAGAAGGAGAAGUAUUGUCAUUACAGGAACGUUUGGAUGAAGCAAAUGCUGUGUUGGAUUCUGCUUCCAGACUUACGGAACAGUUAGAUCUAAAGGAAGAACAGAUUGAAGAACUUAAAAAACAAAAUGAGCUCCGAAAAGAAAUGUUGGACGAUGCCCAAAAGAAAUUGACGAAUUUGGUAAACAGCACAGAAGGAAAAGUAGACAAAGUCCUCAUGAGAAACCUUUUUAUUGGUCAUUUCCAUACCCCAAAGAGUAAACGUCACGAAGUGUUACAGUUAAUGGGAAGCAUCCUGGAUAUUCAAAAGGAGGAAAUGGAGCAGUUGUUGAAUGAAGAUUACGGUGGUGUUACAAAGUGGAUGACUAGUUGGCUUGGAGGAGGAUCAAAAAGUGUCCCCAACACACCUCUGAGACCAAAUCAACAAUCUGUGCUUAAUAGUUCUUUUUCAGAACUUUUUGUUAAAUUUCUGGAAACGGAAUCUCAUCCGUCUGUUCCACCACCAAAACUUUCUGCUCAUGCCAUGAAAUGUCUAGACUCACCAGAAAGGAGAGAGCAAGGUGCAAAUGUACCAGGAAGUUUUAAAGAUGCAGCAGAAUUCAGAGCUGGUAGAAGAACUGACAUGAGUCCAUUCUUGGCUCCACGUUCAGCAGCUGUGCCACUUGUUAACCUAGCUGGAGUUGGACCUGGUGGACCUGGGCAUCUGCUUUUGAAACCUAUCGCAGAUUUCAUGCCCACCUUUACACCAUUGCCAGUGUCCCCGGACAAUAGCGCCAGAGUUGUACUACAGGACCUUCUAAAGCAAUAGCUUUUUUUUCUUUAUUUGAUUUUCAAGCUCUUGUUAGGAUCGGGACAUGUGGUUUAUCUUUUUUAAACCUCAAACGAUUUACACAAAAGAAAAGAAAGUGGCUUCUUUACAUAGUGCAGAAAAUGGACCCUUUAGAAGAACUUGUAUAAAAAGGCUGAGAAGAAGAUUUUCUCUGAAGAGGUCGCACCAGUCCCCUACAUCUCUGGGUAUGUGGUUCAUGCAUAUAGGUUGAUGUGACGACCACCACCACCACAGCCAUGAGACACACUUGCAUCCCCAGGGUCAGUGAAAUUACUUCCUUGCACCAGCACCAGCUGUUUAGAACUGAAGAAUGAAUCUUUAAUUUUUAUAAGCCCAUUAUAGAAAAUCCUGACUUGAAGCUUAAUUGUAUGAGGAUGUUCGUAUUUAUACUUUGAAGUUGUACAUUGAAGAGCUUUUUCUUGCAGAUUUUGUAAAUGUAGCAAUGCCUUAGAAAUAGAAACAUUUGUACAGCAAGAAAAGGUGAAAAUAAGACUAGUUAAAUAUGUAAAGAGGUCUGGCUCCAACUAGAGCGAAAUUUGAUUGUCAAUUCUGCUGUGAUUAACUGUAUAUUGGGAGACUGGAAAUUUUGAUUAUAUGUUGAUGGUUAAAACUUGUUUUUCUAAAAAAAAAAUAACAGGUGACACUGCUUCACACAGUGUCACUUCUCUUCUUAACCAACUUAUUUAUAUUGCCAUUCUUCCAUACAUUGUAAAGGAGGUUCCCGUAGCAGUACGUAUGAGAAAUGUUCAACUGCCUACGGAGCUCUGCCCAGUUGGCAUCAUAGAUGCUCCUCUACUAAACCCCACAAUAAAUUAAAAACAUUGUAAAUUGAAAAUGCACGUACCACACCUUGUGCCCACCAGCACCAUGCUCUGCAGUGUGCUGCUUGCCCUGAUGAUUCUUUGGCUGACCGGAGCUGCUGCUCCCUGCUGCUGCCCCAUCAAGAGGGUGUUGUCCUACAUGUUGUUAACCAGGACAAGUGGAAUUCCAAAUUUAAAGUACGAGUUCUGCUGAAUAUGCACUACUUUUGAACUACCAUAAAGUUGAAAAAUCUUUUUUUUUUUAAAUAAAAGCAUUUUUAAUUAUAAUUAAAGCAUUUAUAUUGUUCUGAGGCUUAUUUAGCCAUCUUCCUAUAAGGUUGAAAGAGUUAUCCCAAAAUUACUUUCACAUUACAUAAGAAAUUUAGUACACCAGUGAAAUCUUACUGAAUUUUAGACAAAAAUUACCUAAUAUGGUACAACAUUAGGUCAACUUUUCAUGGGAACAGGUAUCCAAUUAAAGAUUUGGAAAGAAAUUCAAGAGAAAAAUUAAGACUUCCAUAUCAUAAAUUUUUGCUUCACUUAUUUCAAUAUAUGCAGAAUACACUGAAUUUGUUUUGAGUAAAUUCUAGUAACAACUAAUCAAUGGUAGUGAAUAACAAUUGACAUUUAAAAGUCAUAGCUAAAAUAUAUAUUAUUUUAAAGUGUAUAACUCAGAAUAACUUAAAAAGUGAUGCCUUGAUGAAAUACUGUAAAAAGAUUGCCUUUGCAAAGUUUGAGAACUGGAUUCAUAUAAAGCAGUUCCCCCAAAAUGCCCAAAUCUAGAAUUAUAAAAUAAAUUGGAGUUGCCAAAGUCACUUGUUGUAUUGGCUUAGUGUGUAUUGGCUAAAUAUUCUUAAUUCUAUCCUUUAAUUCUUAUGUGAAAGUUUUAUCCUGUUCAUCAAAUAUUAUCUUUGUAAUAAAGUAAUUAUUUUAAUAUCA
Messenger RNA from Marmota flaviventris (yellow-bellied marmot), 7890 nucleotides. The record is from RefSeq and is a predicted model, not a curated record. NCBI's taxonomy places the organism in Eukaryota, Metazoa, Chordata, Mammalia, Rodentia, Sciuridae.